CCUACCCCUCUCUCUCUCUCCUCGAGAAGGGGUUAAUGGUGUUGCCGGCGAAGAUGAAGAAGAAGAAGACGGGUUCGUCGGCGGCGCCCCGGCAUCCCCCUCAGAUCUGAGCCCCACGAUGCCCUGACGCGGCGCAUUCCCCGGGGAAAACCCUUAGGCAGAAGAGGAGCCGCCGCCGCCGGCGAUGGGUGUCCUCACCGAGUCCCUCUGCUUCUGCAGCGGCGUCGGCAAGUCCGAGAAGACCAAGGCCGCCAUCUUCUCCGGCAAGUCCCCCGCCAUGGCCGCCGUCUCCGGCUCCGGCACCGGCUUCCUCAUCCACCGGAACCUCCUCCUCACCGCCCACGUCAACCUCCCUUCCGUGGCCGCCGCCGAGAGCUCCGAGAUCCGGCUCCAGAACGGGGUCGCCGCCACCUUGUUUCCCCACAGGUUUUUUAUCACCAGUUCAGUUUUGGAUCUUUCAAUAAUCGGUUUAGAUACCAUUGAUGGAGAUUCCAAUGCCCAGGGUCAGCAGCCUCACUACUUGAAAACUAAUGCCAAGCCAAACCUUGACUUGGGCAGCAUCGUAUAUGUUUUAGGUUUUACUGAGAAAAAGGAAUUAACAAUUGGAGAGGGAAAAGUCGUUAUAGCGACUGAUAAUCUUAUAAAAUUAUCAACUGAGGGGGUGUUAUGGAGUCCUGGGUCAGCUGGUUUUGAUGCUCAGGGAAAUCUUGCAUUUAUGAUAUGCGAUCCUAUGAAACUAGCCACGUCUCCAAACACCAAAUCCUCUUCCACGUCAUCGUCAUCCUCAUCAUCAUCAAAGAAAGAUCUGACAAUGCAAUUCGGGAUCCCUAUACCUAUUAUUUGUGAUUGGUUAAACCAGCACUGGGAAGGCAGCCUCGACGAACUCAAUAAACCGAAAUUGCCAAUCAUGCGAUUGAUGUCUACAGGCCAGAAAAGUGAGCAUUCAUGUGCGUCCUUCACAAUGCGCCGGGUUUUCAAGUCAACAGAAGCUGAUGGUGAUGGAACUCCAUCUUCUUCAAAUCUAAUAUCCAAAUCCAGAGAUCCACCUGGACCGAGCUGUUCCAUUGCUGUAAAUAUGAUCGAUCAGGAACAGAAGGCCAUUGAUCCAAAUUCUACACAUUUUCAGGGAAUCCCAACUCCAGAAAUAUAUGAAUCGCGGAAAUUAUCUUCCGUGCCUGUUCGCAAGAAAGAAGCUGGUCAGGUGCAGCUUUUGGAUAUUAAUUUCCCACCGAGAAUUGCAAAACCUGCUGCGACUUUGCUGCCAUCUAAACCUCUGCAUCUGAGUUCCAAUAAGGACUGUGUCGAGGAAUUGCGUCUGCAGAGCCCACUGAGAAGAGAAGAAGUGCAGGAUGUGGGACUGACCAGUCCGCAUAUGGUUGACGAGAUGGCUUCUACAGGUUCGGUGAACGGGGCCCAGAGUGAGGUCCAGUCUUGCUCAUCUCCAUUGGAAGCUUCAGAGAUGCAUUACGGGUACGGCAGUGAGGAAGAGACUAUGUACUCUGCGGAAACUGCUGAGAGCAGGAACUACACUAGCCCUAGAGAGGGUAAGUUUCAUCAAGUUGGGAGGAGUCAGAGUUGCGUGAGCUACAGCAGAUGGGGGCCUGCACAGAGAAGCUCGACAGCUCGCAGAGAGUUGCUCGAAAAAGAGAGGAGCUUCAUCCACGGGAGAAAGGUGCAUUCACACGGGGCGACUUCCCAGAGGAGCAAUGACUACUACAGCCCUACAGUCUCUUCGAUCAUGAAGAAGCGAAACAACCAAGGGCAACCUAGUCGGCCCCGGCCAAGUGCCGUACAUUCAUCACCAAGAUGGGUAUUUUGAUCAUUGAAUGGUGAUGCAUCGCCCGAAUUAUUGGAAACCAAAGUAAAUUUUUUCCUGCUGUUGCUAUUGCACAGUUUUUGGAGUCAUGUGGGCAUUUUUAUCCAGAGCAUAUACUGUAAUUACUGUAUUCCUCUGUAGAACGUGCAAAGGAUGAAUAAGAGAAUUACACUAGGGUUGCUCAUCAUGUGUAUUUGUACUCUGGAUUCUUGAGUUUACACUGGCUUAUUAAUCA
Molecule: messenger RNA, 2051 nt
Organism: Syzygium oleosum
Lineage: Eukaryota; Viridiplantae; Streptophyta; Magnoliopsida; Myrtales; Myrtaceae
Exons: 2
Coding region: 185-1819 (544 amino acids)
Source: RefSeq, a predicted model, not a curated record